Molecule: messenger RNA, 777 nt
Organism: Rotaria sp. Silwood2
Lineage: Eukaryota; Metazoa; Rotifera; Eurotatoria; Philodinida; Philodinidae
Source: the annotation of a GenBank genome assembly
AUGCAAAUGCUCCCGUUAAACGCUAUUGGUGAACUUUUCUUGAAUGGUGAUUGUUUAUCAAGAGGUUAUCUAAAUCGACCUGAACUAACUGCUGAACGAUUUUUAUCAAAUCCAUUCCAAACGGAUGAGGAAAAGAAAGGAGGGAAGAACGGACGUAUUUAUAAGACGGGCGAUUUAGUUCGUUGGCUACCAGAUGGUGAAUUGGAAUAUUUGGGUAGAAAUGAUCUUCAAGUAAAGAUCAGAGGACUGAGAAUUGAAUUGGGAGAAAUCGAAGCUGUUCUAUCUUCGCAUCCAGGAGUGAACCACUCUGUUGUUGUAGCUAAAGAAUACAAGAAAAAGAAUGUAGAUACAUCAUCAGCAAAAUAUCUUGUUGGAUAUUAUGUUUCUGACAAUUGUAUUGGCGAGUCCGAUUUGAAGCAGUACAUGCAAACAAGAUUGCCUGACUACAUGAUACCAAAUCGUCUGAUUCCAAUCGAGAAGAUACCAGUGACUGUAACUGGUAAAUUGAAUGCAAAGGCAUUACCAGAUAUUGAUUUUUCUGUUGAUGAAAACGAUUAUUGUGCACCAAGGAAUGAAUUAGAAGUGAAACUUUGCGAAAUAUGGUCGCAUUUACUUGGAAUAGAGAAGAUUAGCAUAACUGAUGAUUUCUUUAGGCUUGGUGGUGAUAGUAUAGGCUCGUUACAAAUAUUCGAUUUUACAAUUUGUUUGGCACAAGAUAUUAAACGUUUAUGGCAACAGCAAUCAGACAAUUAUUGGGACGAUCGUGUCUGGUCGUAA